AUGGCGGGGUAUCUACGAGGAAAGCAGGCGGGCAUUCAGAAUGACCUGUCUGCCAGCAUUCGGCCAGAGCUGUUCACGCCCGACUACCAAGCCCGAUAUGGCAUCAACUCUCAGAUCAGGUGCAGUAGAGGCGCUCCCACAUGCUCCGACACGCAGGCUGUCCAGUCCUUGAUGGCCAUCGGUACGAGCGAAAGCAAGUUUGGCGCGGGAAGAAUAUAUGUAUUUGGCCAGCGCCGGGUGCAAAAGGUGCUGCAGCCGCCGCGAGCCACCUCGUUCCGGAAGCUGCACUUCUCGGCCAACCACAUUGUUAGCCUGGACAACAAGAACGAGCUCGGGCUAUGGGAUCUCAACACCGGCGCCCGGGUUGGUGCGCAGGUGGUGGCCGGGACUGUCGCAGCCCUGGUGGUUGAUCCGAUGCUGGACUGGGCCUUUAUCGGUCUACAGAAUGGCGACGUCAUGGCGUACGAUCUGGAUCGCCACUCUCUUUCGCGCUCCUUCCGGCUACCCAAUUUUUGGCGGGAGAGGGAUGCUGGUGCGCGAGCCGUGACCCUGGUUUGCAUGGCGAUGCAUCCUCGCGACGUGGGCAAGCUCCUCAUCGGCUACACGCACGGCGCCGUGGUAUACUCGUUCAAGCAGAACAAAGCGGUACAAUACUUUGAAUACGUCGUUCCGCGCGGAGCUCCUGGAGGAAACGGUGCCAACAUGGAUGCGAUUCGCAAACCACGACUUACACAUGCUUUGUGGCACCCCUCGGGCACCUUUAUUCUGACGGCACAUGACGACGGCAGUCUAGUUUUCUGGGACUUGAAGGAGUCCAAAGUCAUUCUCUCCCGAACUCUCACGGCUAUUGGGAUCGAAGUGCCGUCGUCUGCCCCUACCCAGCCGGUUUUCGUUGAACCAUACACCAGAAUCGCAUGGUGCUGCAAGGACAACUGCGACGAUUCCGGUCUUCUCAUCGCUGGCGGACACCCCUCCACGUCAAGCGAAAACGGCCUUACCUUUAUCGAUCUUGGUAUUACCCCGGUCUACGCGACAUCGUCUUGGCAAUCCCUCGCAAGCUACUUCCACGGUAAACGUAGUAUCCCAUUGGCGCUGCCCCCAGCGGCACAAGCAGUCGAUUUCCUCCUGAUCCCACGCUCCUCUCCACACUUCAAUGGCGCACAGGAUCCGAUCGCCAUCCUUGCUCUGCUUAGUGCAGGGGAACUUAUCACUCUGAGCUUCCCAUCCGGCUACCCUAUCAGUCCAACGAACCAACUCCACCCAUCGACAUUUUUUGUGCAUCCAUUCAUCACCAAAAUAAACGUUUCAAGCCUAGGGCGGCCUCGCUGGCUGUCCAUGAUUGAAAAACGAGAUCAGGGCGACCCGGUUCUCAAGGGCGGUGCGGAAGGCGCUCGACCUCGCAAGCGCUUCGAGGAGAGGACUAUUAUCCAAGCAGCCCACGCCGAUAGCAUAGUUCGCAUCUGGGAUUCGGGCCAUGCGGACGAGAUCGAAAAUGCCCAGCCUAUUCAGGUUGAUAUUGCUCGCGCACUUGAUCGCUACGAUGAUGUUGACAUCUCGUGCAUGAGCAUGGCAAGCAAUACUGGUGAAUUCGCCGUCGGCACUAGAACGGGCGAGGCCAUCGUCUUCCGAUGGGGAAAGAAUCGAUUCCAUGGAAAGACUGAAUCGCCCCCCAUUGACCCCAAUCCUAAGGGCUUGUCUGACAUCAGCUCUCGGGCUGAGCCAAACCUCAAGGAGGGCCUGCAGCCUUUUGUUCUGUAUGAGAUGAUGAUGGGGCCAAUCACGGCAGUCAAGGUCUCUGACGUGGGCUUCGUUGCAGUGGGAUCCGAGCUGGGCUUCCUCACCAUUAUCGAUCUUCGCGGUCCGCAAAUAAUAUAUCAGGCCCCCAUGACCGAUUUUGCCAAGCAAGAAAAGCGUGGCUCGCUUUUUAAAGGCCACAGUCGCUCUGAAUCUGCGCCUCAGAAGGAGUGGCCCGUUGUCAUGGAGUUCGGAGUCAUGACCCUUGAUGAGGACAAGUACUCUAGCAUAUGCUGCUUCCUUGGCACCAAUCUUGGCAAGGUCAUCACAUUCAAGCUUCUUCCCGCGGCGAAUGGCACGUAUUCUGUCCAGCUCGCUGGUGUGGUGGUCCUUGAUAGCAAAGUCAUCUCGCUCAACGCCAUCGAGGUCAAUACCGGUAGCCCUGCUGCGGCCACUGGACAAACCGUCGCUGGUCUACGUGAGGGAAAGCAAGUGAAUGGCGCGGUCGUUGCCGUUACGCAGACGGAAAUACGCAUCUUCCACCCCGCCAACUCCAAGGGUGCGUCCAAAGAAUUCGAUGGUUUGCUUUGCGACGCAGCGUCUGUUGCAGAGCUGGAGCUGCAAGGCUACGCGAUCGUCGCAGUGUUUGGCGACCGGUCUGCGCGCGCCUUCUCCAUUCCCGCGAUGAAAGAAAUUGGCAGGGCCGAACUGCCCACUCUGGACCCUACUAGACUCACCGGAACAGUAGUCACGCAGACGGGUGAUGUAUUUGCUUGGGCUGGCCCCAGUGAGCUAGAAGUGAUUCAUGUCUGGGGUACUGGAAAGGCACUGGAAGAGUCCCCCGAUGUGCUGAUAAACCCAAAACUCGACUGCCCUCCCCGUCCAACGAUAUCCAAUAUGCAGUGGAUCUCUGGAACGCAGUACGUAUCGGUUCUCGAUCUCGACAUCCUCGUCGGCGGCACCGACCGGCCGCCGAGCAAGCGCAUGCUGGAGGCCGCGGCAGCCGAGCAGCGGGCUGCCCGGCAAGGGGGUGCUGCUGCGGUAGGCGCUGCAGCGGGAGGUGCACAGGAGGGCUGGGGCUCGUACUUGUCCCGGCAGCUCGCGGAGCGGACGGAGAAGCUGAACAUAAUGGGGGACAGCAUGGACAAUUUGCAGGUGCAGAGCCAGGGCUGGGCAGACGAUGUCAACAAGUUUAUGGGGAAGCAGAAGCGUGGACUGGUCAUGGGGGCUCUCAAGAGCAAGUUCUUCUAA
Cordyceps fumosorosea ARSEF 2679 is the source of this 2985-nucleotide messenger RNA. Its product is annotated as Lethal giant larvae (Lgl)-lik. The transcript is spliced from 2 exons. The record is from RefSeq and is a predicted model, not a curated record. The coding region runs from base 1 to 2985 and encodes 994 amino acids. Gene Ontology annotation, molecular function: syntaxin binding; GTPase activator activity; myosin II binding. Gene Ontology annotation, cellular component: cytoplasm; plasma membrane. NCBI's taxonomy places the organism in Eukaryota, Fungi, Ascomycota, Sordariomycetes, Hypocreales, Cordycipitaceae. Gene Ontology annotation, biological process: establishment of cell polarity; regulation of exocytosis; regulation of protein secretion.